AAAAAACAAAACAAACGAAGAGCGCCACCUGCUGGAGAACACUUAUCCCUCUCGCUUUGCAUCUUCCUCUCGGUCAAAAGUCCCACCGCCAAAGUGCAGCAAAGCCUGUAAUGUCAAUGAGUCUCAUGAAACGAAGACAGCUAAACAAUUGGAUCAUUUCUAAAUAGCUAACGAGAUAUGUAUAUAUAUAUAUAUAUAUAUAUACAUUCGGUGGAGAAAUGCAUUUACUCAAGAAAAUAGCUAUUGUAGCAAUAUAGCUACUUAGUUAGACAAUAAGUUCAAAUUUCUGGAAUAUUUCCAAAAAUCUUUGUUUUGAAAAAACGACUAGCUUGCUGGCUAGCGAAGUUACCAGUGAAAACAACUGUUAUAAGGCUGUAUUCGGGACGUCUGAGAGAAACAAACUGUCAGCUACAGCAAGGUUAUCAGUUGUUUCCUGGGCGAGGACAAGACAAGUGCUACAACUUUCUGUAUCAGCUCUUCGAGCUGAGCCAGGCCUCAACCAUGGCAGGUGAUCUGCGUGGUGUAGCAAAGCAGGCCAAGACCCUGAAGCCUCAGCGCUCCCUCCCUGGGACGCCCUCACUAACCUACUCAAACACUUCCCCAUCGACCUGCGUACAUCCAUGGACGGAAAGUACAAGGAGAUUGCAGAGGAGCUGUUCACUCGCAGCCUGACGGAGAGUGAGAUGCGCACCGCUCCUUAUGAGUUCCCUGAGGACAGCCCCAUCGAGCAGCUGGAGGAGAGACGCCAACGCCUGGAGAGGCAAAUCAGCCAGGACAUCAAGCUUGAGCCAGAGAUCCUGCUCCGCGCCAAGCAGGAGUUCAUGAAAAUCGACAGUGAUGCCGACCUGGAGUUGAUGAAUCAGGAGGGUGGUGUGGACAGGACCGAUGAUGGCUGGAUGAAGGAGAGAGUAUUACCGAUGGAGCGAGAGUACCAGCGUGUGUCAAUAUCAGGGGAGGAGAAGUGUGGGGUGCCCUUCACAGACCUGGUGGAUGCAGCGAAGUGUGUGGUGAAGGCCCUGUUCAUCAGGGAGAAGUACAUCGCUCUGUCCAUGCAGAACUUCUGUAAGACCACUGCCCGUGAGCUGGGGGAGCUGGGAGAGAAACCCCUGGACCUACGCAUCUAUGAGGAGAUCCCUGAGACCCCCGUUGAUGCAGAUGCUCCAGUCCACCCCCCUGUCUCAGAGACUCACCCCUAUGAAAACCAGGUCACCAAGAACAUGCCUGCAGACACAGGGUACAGCUGUAAGAUGGUGGAUGGGGUCAUGCAUGUCUACACCAAGAAGAGCCCCAUGGAGAAGAGUACAGAGUUGGACCUGCCCUACCCAGACCUGAAGGAGUACAUCGCUGACAUGAAUGUCAUGAUGGCUCUCAUCAUCAACGGACCAGUGAAGUCGUUCUGCUACCGCCGGCUGCAGUACCUCAGCUCUAAGUUCCAGAUGCACAUUCUGCUGAACGAGAUGAAGGAGUUGGCAGCCCAGAAGCAGGUUCCUCACCGCGACUUUUACAACAUUCGCAAGGUGGACACCCACAUCCACGCUUCGUCCUGUAUGAACCAGAAGCACCUUCUGCGCUUUAUCAAGCGGGCCAUGAAGAAGUACCCUGGGGAGAUAGUCCACAUGGAGCACGGGCGGGGACAGACCCUCAUGGAGGUGUUUGAGAACAUGAACCUGACCGCCUUCGACCUGAGUGUGGACACACUGGACAUGCACGCGGACCGCAACACGUUCCAUCGCUUCGACAAGUUCAACGCCAAAUACAACCCCAUCGGAGAAUCCAUCCUGAGAGAGAUCUUCAUCAAGACAGACAACCACAUCGAGGGCAAAUACUUUGGCCACAUGAUCAAGGAGGUGAUGGCUGACCUAGAGGAGAGUAAGUACCAGAACGUGGAGCUACGUCUGUCCAUCUACGGCCGCUCCCGGGACGAGUGGGACAAGCUGGCCCAGUGGGCCGUCAAACACCAAGUCUACUCUGACAACGUGCGCUGGCUCAUCCAAGUGCCCCGCCUCUUUGAUGUGUACCGAACCAAGAAGCAGCUGGCUAACUUCCAGGAGAUGAUGGAGAACAUCUUUAUGCCUCUGUUUGAGGUCACCAUCAACCCCUGCAGCCACCCUGAGCUGCACCUCUUCCUGCAGCACGUGGUGGGCUUUGACAGCGUGGAUGACGAGUCCAAGCCGGAGCACCACAUCUUCAACAUGGACAGCCCCCUGCCAGCCGACUGGACAGAGGAGGACAACCCUCCCUACUCCUACUACCUCUACUACACUUACGCCAACAUGACCGUGCUCAACCAUCUGCGCAGGAGGCGUGGUUUCCACACGUUUGUGCUGCGCCCUCAUUGCGGGGAGGCGGGGCCUGUCCACCACCUGGUGUCUGGUUUCAUUCUGUCAGAGAACAUCUCCCAUGGGCUGCUGCUCAGGAAGGCCCCAGUGCUGCAGUACCUCUACUACCUGGCUCAGAUUGGCAUCGCCAUGUCCCCCCUGAGCAACAACAGCCUGUUCCUCAGCUACCACCGCAACCCCCUGCCUGAGUAUCUGGCCAGAGGCCUCAUGGUCUCUCUGUCCACUGACGACCCCCUACAGUUCCACUUCACCAAGGAGCCCCUUAUGGAGGAGUACAGCAUCGCCACACAGGUGUGGAAGCUGAGCUCCUGUGACAUGUGUGAGCUGGCCAGGAACAGUGUCCUCAUGAGCGGCUUCUCCCACAAGGCAAAGAGCUACUGGCUGGGGCCCAAAUACAGCAAGGAGGGGCCUGAGAGCAACGACAUCCGUCGCACCAACGUCCCGGACAUCCGCGUGGCAUACCGCAGUGAGACCCUGCUGGAGGAGCUCAACCUCAUCACCCAUGCUGUGCACACCAAGGAGCUGGACAACAUCGACGAGGAAGACACCCUCUCCAUGGCCCCCGUUGGGGCAGAAGGACACCACUAAAUCAACAACCCCACCCUGACUUCUAACCCCCCCGGCCCCUCCCUGCUUGACACUGAAGGGGUGCAGUAUGAGUGGACUCCAGCUUGUUGUUUAACCUCUACCUCUUACCCCCUUAUCCCCCUCCCACUAGGGAAUUGGACUGUGCACUCGUCUCUCAGCUCUCUUGUACUAAAGCCAAGGAUACAAUGCUCCCUGAGUGGCCCCAUCUCCCUGUCGGUGAUGGGGGUGGUCAGUAUGGACUCAUGUUCCAGUCCCCCUUCUCCCUCAACCCAGGUUCCCUCUUCAACUCUCUCUGUGUAGCCCCUGUUUUUCCUCUCUACUUCUUUUGACUCCUCCCUAUCUCUCUAAUGCUCACUGUGAGAUUUCAAUCAGCACGGCCAAGGUUGGCAGGGGGAACAUCCAGUGCUUGAAUUAUUUUCUAAUACACAAAUGGGAGGAGAGAGAAUGUAGCCUGAAGUCUUUUUUUUCACCUCAUCUGUUCUUCGAUCAGUUCCUGGAUCACUUUCUCUGUCACUUUGAUCUCCUGACCCUUCAAACCAAUACUUCUGCCCUUUGCUUUGUCAUGUGACCCUGCAUGAGAAAAAGGGUCCUACAGUUCAGCCUGUGAUUUGUUGGCAUGUUUGUACCCAUCACCUAUAUUACACACACACACACACACACACACACACACACACACACACACACACACACACACACACACACACACACACACACACACACACACACACACACUGCACAGUUUAGCCGUCCUGAAAACUGUUCCUCUUCCAUCGCACAGUCGUGCUGCCUGAAGCUCAUCGAGUUUAAUAUCUUCACAAUGAAGUAGGGAAGCAGAUACAACUUAACAUAAAUAUUAUGAGGGCGUUGUCAACGGGUCGCCUAACCUACACAACAUGGACACACCUAAACAAUGCAUAGGUGAAUGUUCCACCCCACAUUGUUCCAACACCCGUUGCGCACUGAUAGGAACGGUCACAUGUAACUUAGAGUUUCGUGGAAACCGCAGUAACAAACUUGUAAUGUAUGGACGUACUGAGUUAAGAAAAAUGGAGAAAGGACCAAAUCUGUGUGGCCUAGAAGCAGAAGUCAUGAACAAUUCCAGUCUGUCUGCUGCUGGGUAUCUGAUGGCUUUCAUCCUUCUCUGUGCUUCUGGAAGAUUGUAGGAAUUUAUUCGCGAAAUGAGCCCUCUCGGCCGGUCUCCCUGAUCUAAGUCAGCUCUGAAUGAAAUAGCAGGCAGGACAUUCAGCAGAGAAACGGCAGCAGCCAUCAGGGCAUGGAUCUGUGUUCCUGACUGGUCUAGUGCAAACAUUCCAUAACAUUAAUAUUAAGAUCAAUGUUAUUUUUAUUUAACAAAUCACAUUAGUUAUAGAAUAUGCAGACAAAAAGAGUAGAUUUAUACUAUGUGUGUGUACAAUAUACUAAAUAUCUAAAAAGGAUAUAGAUACAUGUGUGUGUGUAUAUCUAAAGAUAAGGUACAUGUGUGUGUAUAUCUAAAGAUAAGGUACAUGUGUGUGUAUAUCUAAAGAUAAGGUACAUGUGUGUAUAUCUAAAGAUAAGGUACAUGUGUGUGUAUAUCUAAAGAUAAGGUACAUGUGUGUAUCUAAAGAAAAGAUACAUGUGUGUGUAUAUCUAAAGAUAAGGUACAUGUGUGUGUAUAUCUAAAGAUAAGGUACAUGUGUGUGUAUAUCUAAAGAAAAGAUAUCAGUCUGGUAGUGGAUGCUUAGAGGUGUGUAUGAUAAGAGAUGUUAAACCACAGCUUUGUUUUCUAAGCACAAGUCAAGAAGAAUGUCAGGGAGGCUCCCCUGUCCCCCUACGAUUACCUCAACACUCAGUGAGUGUGUGUGUGUGUGUCGCUCCCACACACCCCUUGGAGACCAGGACAGACCCCGGGGACUGACCUCUGGGCCCACUUUGUUAGUUAUUGCAUGCAGUGCCCUGUAUGCACCAAACCAGACUUACCAGGUGAAGGCCUUACCACUGCUAGCCUGUCACUCUCCGUUUUCAUGCCCUGCUGCAACGCCCCACUCCUCAUCAACCAUAACCAUAACACCUGUCCUCUUCAAGCUUAAGCAUUUUUGCUGUCCUAACAUCAAGGAACUGAUACCAGGCUGCGUGCUGUAUGUUAAAGUACUUUAUCCUUUAUCUACCCAGGCCUUCCAGUGAAGUGGAAGAAGCGUUUUUAGCAAUGCUCUGUUUUGCCUGCAUUUCCAUCUGAUGUUGUGCAUGUCUGCAUGGACCACUGUGUGGCCACGGGAGUGUCUGGGAAGAUGGUUAAAGUGCUCUGUAAUGUGAAAAAGCAACUCAACUCAAAUCCAGCUCAUCACUCUGGCAACGCUCAAACCAUGGAGAGACAAAGUUGCUUGGUUGUUAUCAGCAUCAAAUGAACUCACCCCCCAUCAGUCAUGGUUUUCGUGGUCACCAAAACAGAUGUGAUCUGUACCAUAGAGAUCCUAUUGUAAUUCCUACUAUUGUCCUGUAAAUUCAUCCCCAUCUCACCCAACAAGCCUUCUCCUCAUCGGACCUCUUCUGUGAUUCAAACUGUGGGAGUUCUAUUUGUACAGUCCUAUUAUUUGCCAAGACUGUUAACUACUGGGCCCUAGUUGUAAAGUGUUCACCACGCAUUGCAUACCAUUACCUACCAGCCCAUUUUAAAAACCUAAGUGUGACAAAAGCCACACAAAAUAUACGAGUAAAUGUUUGAGAAACCAGAUAAUUUAGGACAAGCUGAACAUGGGGAUGGAUUUAAUAUAUAAAGUGUAUUUUUUUAAAGACUAUGGAAAUAAAAGGUUUAUAUAAACAGUAUAUCAAUAUCUAGAUCACAAACUUGAAGUUUUGUUGCUGUAGAUCAUUUUAAACUGCCCUUGUUUAAGCAGACAGAUGUAUUUUGUCAUAUUAUUAUUGGCCUUGUCUUUCACUAGAUUUACAAUUGGACUCAAUAUUUCCAUGUAUGUUCUUUUAUUAUUUAGUAUUUUAAUCGUUUUUCUGGUGUUCUUGUUGUGUUAGGACUGUUGAAGUGUUCCAUGUAGCUCUCUCUCAGUAGAGUAUUGAGUGAUGUUGAUCAGGUUAGCUAGGGUUAUUUGGAGGGGCCUUCAUCAAUGGUAGGACCCAGAGCCAUAAUGGGUAUCCCCUCUGACAUUUAACUCAGCCAGAGCUGCCUAUGUAAUCCGGCUGUACAUUCACACCUAAACACCCACUCAAACACUGUAAUCCUUCCCACAGACAUACAGCCAUAGACUGGAACACUGUUUCUCUUUGAUUGAUCCAAAGAGGGCUUUAAAAAACAAGCAACCGUUUAGUACAACUUUUGAUUUGAUUCUUUGAAAUCGUAUUUUGCAGGGAAUUAGAGGAUGCAUGUAUGAUUUGGGUUUGUGUCUCUUCAUGUGGAGUAGAAUGUGUGUAGUUACUUGAUAAACGAUCAGACAUCCAUGUUUAGAUCCAGGUGUGGCUCACUGAGGGACCCAACAACUUCAUUGACCUUUACCUUUUCAUUUCCCUCCGUCCAGUUCAGAUUGUCCAUCAGAGUUCACAGAUGUGUUCUUUCAAAACCUCACUAACUCCUGUUGUUGGUCUCCAUCUGUAAAAUGAGUUUAGUUUCUUUGCUUGUUUAUAAACUAAAAUGCUAGCGAACCUGUUGGUUCUACUGGUACCAUAGACCAUACUUUAUCAAACUUCACUAAGGACUGCCAUAUGUAUUUCUGUUCCAAUCGAAAGAGCACACAAACAAAGUUGGAAGACAAGUCAAAUGCUGUUUGUUUUCUUGCACUGUGUUCAGUAGUGCAAAGAGUCUUGGGCAGUAGUGUGAUAUAGUGUCUUGUCAUCACAGAACACAAACCAAUUAAUCAGUCAAUUAUCACACUGCCAGUUUUGUUUUUUGUUCAAUUGAUUUUCUCAUUGCAAAAUCACCUAGUAUUCUUUUCACUUCAUUAUGUUUAAUACAAAGAGUUUGUUGACUUGUGAUUGUUUUGUGCCUCCAUUCAUUCAUUCAUUCAUUCAUUCAUUGUUUUAGACAUUUGAAUGUUUUUCCAUGAAAGGUUCUCUGCACGUGUUUUAUUAUUGACAUGGUUGUCUUUCAUUUGUUUAAGUCUAUUGUAGUCACUAUCAUGACUUUAAAUGAAUGCCAAUGUUUUACAUUUACUCAAAUGCUUCUGAUAUGGUACAUGUGUAACGUCUGAAAAAUGAAAUAAAGCAUGUUUAUUCAUCUAA
Molecule: messenger RNA, 7130 nt
Organism: Oncorhynchus masou masou (cherry salmon)
Lineage: Eukaryota; Metazoa; Chordata; Actinopteri; Salmoniformes; Salmonidae
Product: AMP deaminase 2-like
Exons: 18
Coding region: 621-2927 (768 amino acids)
Biological process (GO): AMP metabolic process; IMP salvage
Cellular component (GO): cytosol
Molecular function (GO): AMP deaminase activity
Source: RefSeq, a predicted model, not a curated record